Molecule: messenger RNA, 832 nt
Organism: Moneuplotes crassus
Lineage: Eukaryota; Ciliophora; Spirotrichea; Euplotida; Euplotidae
Source: the annotation of a GenBank genome assembly
AUGGAUUUAUCCUCCCUUUUCUCAUCAAAACUUCUGCCUCUCCUUGGAGUUGCAGCGAUCUACCCAGCGGCUAAGUUAAUUCUACAACAUAACAAGAAGCGAAAGGAUGACAGAGUGCUUUUUGCUGUUAAAAAAGUACUGUCACAGAAUAAAAUCCAGGUAGAAAGUUCUAAGGCUGAUCCAAGAUCUCGGUCUGAUUUCAUGCAUGAUCCAUAUUAUAUACCAUGAAAGAGAUACACUGACGAAUUCAUUAUACAGGUGAUUUCUGACGCUUUUUAUGAGAUUUUGAUGAUUUUAUUUGAGAGAGAAACCUCCCUCAGAGAUGUGCGGAUGAAAAUCUUCAACCAAAUCGGCAAAAAAUCAGGUUUCACUGAUCAAGAAUAUCAGGAGCUCAUUAACAUCCAGCUUGAAAUCAGAGAUAAUCUGUUUAACAGAAUGAUUGGAGAUCUAUCCAAAUAUCUGAACAAAAAGAAAUCUGACCUUGAAAAGUUGAAAUCUACUGAAGAAUAUUGGCAGAAAACAGAUGAAGCAUAUCAAAGAGCGAUGAAGAAGCAGAAGCAGCUCCUCUCGGAGACAGUUCAAGACUCUCUUUCUCUAAUUGAAGCACAGUUUAGUGACUACAGACUUAAAGAAAUGGACGAAUAUAUCAAAGACACAGAGAGGAUGAUUUUUACCAGCUUUAUGCAGAGACCAGAGUUUGAAACCAGAAAGGCCUUCCAAAAGGAAUUCCUCAAAUCAAUGAUCAUCAGAAGUGAUGAGUUUUACAAAAAGUAUUCCUUCUCUUUGGAAUACAUGGAGGCUUACUUUAAAUAUACCCAGAACGAGUAGUCAA